Rhinolophus ferrumequinum (greater horseshoe bat) is the source of this 6282-nucleotide messenger RNA. It is a transcript of the gene KIF24, whose product is annotated as kinesin family member 24. Gene Ontology annotation, molecular function: ATP binding; microtubule motor activity; microtubule binding. The transcript is spliced from 14 exons. NCBI's taxonomy places the organism in Eukaryota, Metazoa, Chordata, Mammalia, Chiroptera, Rhinolophidae. Bases 421 to 4515 code for a protein of 1364 amino acids. The record is from RefSeq and is a predicted model, not a curated record. Gene Ontology annotation, biological process: microtubule-based movement.
GCGCGCCGGCGUUGGCGCGGGCGUUCGAACCGGCGCUUGGCGGCGUUGCCAUAGGGAUGAGGCCUGGCCGCCACCUCAAGCUCGUGAGUUGAUGAGAUAUCUCUGUCGCCGGCCUUGGAGCUAACUCCUGUUGGCGUCGUCUUCCCCUGUCCUUAGACAGGGUUGACCGUGGAGGAAUUUGGAAACCUCCGAGCUCUCCCCUUUCUUCAGCGAUUAUCUUGACCGCCACUUCUCCCACGAAGCUUUUUGUGAGUCUCGAAGUUCUGCUUUUGAACCCAUAGGCCUGAUUGGAACCUCUCUUAGAGCGCUUCUAUUCCUCCUUGAAUUAUUUGUGUACUUCUGCGCACCCCAUUCUCCUCCCUUCUCCCAUGUAAUUCUGAGGUCUUUAAGGCAAGAGUUUAUAGAAACCUAUUCAGGAAAAUGACAUCCUGGUUGUAUGAAUGUCUUUGUGAAGCUGAACUUGCACAGUAUUAUCCUCAUUUUACUGCCCUUGGCCUUCAGAAAGUAGAUGAAUUAGCCAAAGUUACAAUGAAGGACUACUCCAAAUUGGGUAUCCGUGACAUGAACGACCGCAAACGUCUCUUCCAACUUAUCAAAAUCAUUAAGAUUAUGCAGGAAGAAGACAAAGCACUCAGUAGCCCAGAGCACCCUCUUCAGACAAGCAGCCUGGACAUCAAGCCUCUGGAACCCAGAUCUGGACCUCGCAGGCAACUGCAUUUUGAUUCUCCUUCUGACAUCAAAGACAGAACUACCAGCAACUAUGGGUUUGAACUGUGCAAUAUACCAGAUUUUUCUACAAAUGAGCAGAAGUCCAGUUACCUAAAAGUGCUGGAGCACAUGCUACCAGAUGAUUCCCGGUACCAUACAAAAACAAGAAUUCUGAAUGCCACAGCUGCUGGUUCCUGUGUGCAAACAGAAACUAACACUUCACUCUUUUCAUCAAAUCACUUUUCUCCAAUAUUGGGGGAUUGUGAUAUUCCCAUUAUUCAAAGAGUUUCUCAUGUUUCAGGGUAUAACUAUGGAAUUCCUCAUUCUGGUACCAGACAGAACACUUCAGAGAAAGAGAAUCCUUGGACUGAGAUGGAGAAAAUCAGAGUUUGCGUUCGAAAACGCCCUCUGGGCAUGAAGGAGAUACGUCGUGGAGAAAUUAAUAUUAUUACUAUAGAAGACGAAGAAACUCUACUUGUCCAUGAGAAGAAAGAAGCUGUUGAUCUCACACAAUAUAUUCUGCAGCAUGUCUUUUAUUUUGAUGAAGUUUUCGGUGAGGCGUGCACCAAUCGGGAUGUAUACAUGAAGACUACUCACCCACUCAUUCAGCAUAUUUUCAAUGGAGGCAAUGCCACUUGCUUUGCGUACGGACAGACCGGUGCUGGAAAGACCUACACCAUGAUAGGAACUCACCAGAAUCCAGGACUGUAUGCUCUGGCUGCCAAAGAUAUCUUCAGGCAACUUGAAGUGUCCCAGCCAAGAAGGCCCCUCUUUGUGUGGAUCAGCUUCUAUGAAAUCUACUGUGGACAGCUCUAUGACCUCCUGAAUAGAAGAAAAAGACUCUUCGCAAGAGAAGAUAGCAAGCACGUGGUACAGAUAGUGGGACUGCAUGAACUUCAGGUGGAGAGUGUGGAGCUCCUCUUAGAGGUGAUCCUGAAGGGCAGCAAGGAGCGCAGCACCGGGGCCACUGGCGUUAAUGCGGAUUCCUCCCGCUCCCAUGCUGUCAUCCAGAUUCAGAUCAAAGAUUCAGCCAAGAGGACAUUUGGCAGGAUUUCUUUCAUUGACUUGGCCGGCAGUGAAAGAGCAGCAGAUGCCAGAGACUCAGACAGACAGACAAAGAUGGAAGGUGCAGAAAUAAACCAGAGUCUUUUGGCUCUGAAGGAAUGUAUCCGGGCAUUAGAUCAGGAACACACCCAUACUCCCUUCCGGCAAAGCAAACUAACUCAGGUCCUGAAAGACUCUUUCAUCGGCAAUGCCAAAACCUGCAUGAUCGCUAACGUCUCACCAAGCCACGUGGCCACUGAGCACACUCUGAAUACCUUGCGCUAUGCUGACCGGGUCAAAGAACUAAAGAAAGGCAUUAAAUGUUGCACUUCAGCUGCCAGUCGAAAUCGGACAUCUGGAAAUUCUUCUCCAAAACGAAUUCAGAGUUCCCCUGUGGCUCCGCCAGGGGACAAGUGUUCUCCCAAAGAAGUCAAGCUGGGGCUUCAGCAGUCGCUAACAGUGGUAUCUGGUUCCACGAGAGGGAAGGCCCAUCCUCUAGCCAGCCACCCACCCAACGUUCCUUUUGCUUCUGUACCCAAAGGCCCCGGUAAAAGGAGUGUCUCCAGAGGGAGUCCUCCCCAAGAGUGGGUCAUUCAGACGAGCCCUGUCAGAGGAACCGUGCGGUCUGGACACUUCGCCAAAAAAAGGGCAGAAGAGUCAUCUUCAUUGUGCUCUGAGAAAAAUCAAAUCGGCAACCAAACUGCCCUCGGGUUGGGCACCAGGGCCCCUGGCCCAGGACACGACCUGGUGCAGGGUAAGCUGCCCUCCAAGUGCAAGAAAGUGCAGACUGUGCAGCCAGUGCAGAAGCAGCUUGUGUCACGAGUUGAGCUCUCCUUUGGCAAUGUCCACCUCUUAGCAGAGGACGGUCAGGGCAGCCAGGGGGGCACAGCUGCCAGGCCUGCUUCGGAAGCUUGGACAAACAUCCCUCCACAUCAGAAGGAAAGGGAGGAACAUUUGCGCUUUUAUCACCAGCAGUUCCAGCAGCCACCUCUCCUCCGACAGAAGUUAAAGUACCAACCACUGGAAAGGCUUUUGUGCCAGUACAGGCCCCAAGAGGGGCAACUCCAGAAUGAGAUCCCUCCUCCCUUCCGCUUGUAUUCUGAGAGCCAUGAUGGAACCCAAGCCGAGGACUUUGAUGACAGCGAUUUCAGUGAAGACUCUUUUUCACAUGUCUCCAGUCAGAGGACCACAAAGCAGAGAAGCAGCCUGGAGAAUAGUGAAAGCUCAUUCUUCCUUCAUCAAAGGGAACAAGGUCCCGAGGAGCAGGUGGCCAAAAGGCAGCAGAAUCUGUUUAGCCCCAGGUCAGAUGGUGACGAGAAGGAUCUAGCUGGAAGCUGGAUGUACUCCAGGGACCCUGCAAGCCACAGAAGAGCCACCCUUGAUCACAGCUACAGCCCAAAUAAGUUGCCCUUGGACCAGAGCAGAGAGGAGGACUCUACCUCCUCAGGGCCUUCUCCCAGAGACAACCUGGCAGAGCAGCCUUCCUGCUCACAGGUAGACUUCAUAAAUCAUCAGGAAAGCAGCUGCAGCUCAGCCUUUGAUCUCAGACAGGAUGCUUUCAGAAGUGACGUUCCUGGGCGGGCUGAGGGCAGCUGGCCAUCCCUGGAGGAAGAUGGUUUCACUUUCUCACUAUCCCUUAUUGCAGUUCCUGGAUCCCCAGACCAAAGAGACGCAGUCAGCACACCUCUGAGAGAAGUCAGCGACGAUCGCCCAGAGGUGGCAACCAGAACAAUGAAAAACAGUAAUCCUUUCCAAGAAGACUCGAGAGAAGAAUUGGGCACAUGCUCUGAAAAUGCUUCUGGACUGAUGGCUCCCCUCACUGUCUCUCUCCUGGAGAGCCCAGACCAUGAGGGGCCUCCCUGGAAGCCGCCGGCCCAGGAUGGGACUGUACACAGUCUCGUGGCAGCGAGCACAGCACGGCCAGCUGUGGGCCACACAGUACCAUCUGGUGACCAAGAGGCAGUCCUGCCAAUGUCUUCAGCAGCAGGGCACUUGUGGCUCUCGUCAUCUCCCCCUGACAAUAAGCCCAGUGCUGAUCUGCCACCGCUGUCUCCAUCACCCAUCCGUCAGCAACCCACUGACAAGCUGCCCACCAGGGAGGCUGACUUGGGGAAGGCCUGGCAGAGCAGAGAGACCGCACUCUUCUCCCAGGAACCCGUGGCUGGUGAGCAGUGUGCUGCUGCUGAGGAGACAGAGCUGGGCGGCUCCCAGGGCUUCCCAGCAAAGCCCUUCUCCACCAUGCAUACUGGAGGACCCCACUCUGGGCCUACACCCACCCCGCAAACAGGAGGUAGUGAUGUCGCUGACCAGUCCUGGGCCCAGGAGAAAAAGCAUCUGGUGGGGCUCAGCUGGCAGGAGCCGGGUGUGUCCACAGAUCCCGGCAAGUUGUCCUGCUACAAUGAGGACAUCGUGUGGCUCAAACGCAGGCCGCUCCAAAGGUGCUUAGCAAGGCCAGCCUCUCCCCUGGCCCUCAGCUGCUCUCCCAAGACUGCCGGGGCACUCCCGCAGCCCACCCUGGGGCAUGCACAGCAGGUGGUCAUCCGGGCACACCAGGAACAGCUGGAUGAAAUGGCUGAGCUGGGCUUCAAAGAGGAGACCCUGAUGAGCCAGGUGGCUCCUAAUGAUUUUGAAGAUUUUGUGACCCAGUUGGAUGAAAUCAUGGUUCUGAAAUCCAAGUGCAUCCAGAGUCUGAGGAACCAGCUGCAGCUAUACCUGGCCUGCCACAGGCUGUCCGAGGCCCCCGAGAGGACAGUGGUAUCUUAGAGCAAGAGCCAGUGUGGGGUGGUAGCCUCGGGCUGGAGGGGCUUCUGCCAGGUUCUCCUGCAGAUACCAGAACCCACAUGCUGGUGCUGUCCACGCUAGCCUCUCCACAGUCACAUGGGGUCUGGGCUGGGCCCCAGCUUCUCUCGGGGCCAAGCCUCUGCCCCUCAUUUCUAAGCAUGGGAGCAUCUUAAUGUCCCCCUCCCUUUUUUGGGGAGCUGGAAGAGAAUUUGUCUUACUGACCCCUUGUCUGUGGAAACACACUUGGGUCCAAUAACCCUGCAGAUGUUUCUGAAUUUGGGGAUUAGAGGAUGGGUGGUUAGUAACCUAGAGGUCAGGUCACAAGCUGGGGAAGAUAACAUGCUGAACCCAGGAGCAUCAUCAGCUGAAUUCUGUGCCUUCAGAACUUGGCCAAAAACUGAAAUAUUGGUGCUAACGGGGCAGCAGUGGGGUGAGCUCUGCCCCAUCAUUUGGGGCUUUAAGUUAGCUUUUGAAAUGUAAAAUGAAUAAACCUUGACUUGAUGUGUCUUUAACAGCAUAUGUGGGGAAGGGCUUUAUGCGUCCAGUUCCCCUCCCUUCCUGUAAUUCAAUCUUGAGACACAAGAGGGCGCCCACGUCACUGCCUUAUUCUUUUCCCAGCUCAGCCUCCGGCUGGGAUGAUCAGCCUGUCCCAAGCCCCAGCAGCCCUCACACUCCUGUGUAAGUCCCGGGCUCCUUUUGAGACUCCUCACCCACCAGCGCGCACCUGGAAUAGUUGAAGAGCUAGACGAUCUCAGGCAAGUGCACCGCUUAGCCUCACCUUCACCCAGGACCGCCCUGGCCGUCCACUUCCCCUCUCAAGGGCCUGUGUGUGUUCGGUAUCUUGGCAUUGAAUGUUCUAGUCAAGUCUGAGACUGAAGCAGAAUUUUUACACACACAUGUGAACACGUCUUCACGUGAGUUCUGCUUGCUGUCUAUCUUUAGCAGGGAGAAGCUUAAGACCAGAAAUACAAAGUGGUCUCCAGGUGACCCAUCAUUUACCAAGCCACCCUGGGUCAAAUUGAGAUUCACGUGCCACAGCCUUGGCCCUGAUGCCCAUAAUGCUGUGAAACUUUCCUACAGGUAAAAGGUAACUCUUUUUAAGAUUUUAAAAGUAGGGCUUAAAGGCCAGAAGAGGGGCUAACUGGCUGAGACUGCAGCCCUGCCACCCUUUUGUCAACUUUCGUUGACAUGCCUGAUCUGACCACCAGAGGGCAGCCUCUUUCCACCUUGGUGCGUCCAGGCCCAAAGGCUCUGCGGUCCCACAAGUGAUCACUCAAAGAAACCCACCUCCAGCCAAGAACACAACAGGGACACGGGGCAGAGUUAGUAUAAGGACAAGAAACUUGAAGGAUUCAUUUAGCAGAUCCCACCCACAGCAGCCCUGAGGGCUGGUGGAGCAGUGGGAUCCAGUCCCGCCUGUGGCACUGGUGCUACUCACAGUAAGAGCGACUUCCUCAUUUCUGGGCGAGGCCCCCUAAGACCCAGUCUGUGUCAUCGCAACAGGCAGUGUCACAGGAAGGCCUGUGUCCUUGGCCCAGGGACCAAGCCAGUUCAGGUUUAAAGAGACCUUCGUCUAGGCCUACCUUUACAAACCAGAAAUCAGGGCAAACUUGAGGCCAGCUCCUGCCCCACAGGCCUAGAUGAGAAGAAAGUAUCAAACUGACAGGAAAUGCUUAGAUCCUGGUUCAUCCCCAGCAACUCUAAGCAGGAAGUCCCUUCACCACCCACCUGCCUCCACCCCUCAGUAGA